AUGGAAACUAAAAAUUCCCAUUUUCAAGAAGAGACAAGAAACAAUCAAAAGAACACUGCAACUUUUAUAAAAGAUUUAGAAGUUCAGAUGGAUCAUAUAAAACAACAAAUUGUAGGUACUCAAGCACAAAGAUCUCUUCCCAGUGAAACAAUGACUAAUCCAAGAGAACACAAUAAUGUGAGUGUUGUGGUACUUAGAAGUGGUAAGUCAACUGAGAGCCUUGGAGACAAAUAUGGUGAAGAAAACCAUUUGUUGGAAGUGGACUUAGAAAUUAAAGAGAACCAAAAAAUUGAUGAAGAAGAAGUCACACAAAAGGUGGUGGAGAAAGAAAAACCAAUAGACCCAAAGCCAACCAUCAAACUCCCAUAUCCUUCAAGAAAGAAGAAAAAGGAUCAUCACAAGAAUUUUUUUGAGAAGUUCUUAGAGAUGUUUAAGAAGGUUGAAAUAAAUAUUCCAUUCUCUGAGGCACUUGAGCAAAUGCCUAUUUAUUCUAAAUUCAUGAAAGAUAUCAUCUCCAAGAAACGCACCAUGGACACUGAACCUAUACUUCUUACUGAAACUUGCAGUGCUAUUUUGAAGGGUAUGAAGAUUCCAGUAAAAAAGAAAGAUAGGGGCUAUCUCACCAUUCCAUGCAAAAUUGGAGAUAUAAAAUUCAAGAAGGCACUUAUUAAUUUGGGAGCAAGUGUGAGUCUUAUGCCUUUGUCCAACUAUAAAAAGUUGGGAAUAGGUACAGUUCAGGAUACCAGGAUUUCACUUCAGUUUACUGAUUACUCAGUAAAAAGACCUUAUGGAAUAGUAGAAGAUGUUAUGGUAAAAAUUGAUAAGUUUGUGUUUCUUAUUGACUUUGUUAUUCUUGAGAUGCCCGAAGAUGAAGAGAUCCCCUGA
Molecule: messenger RNA, 885 nt
Organism: Lathyrus oleraceus (garden pea)
Lineage: Eukaryota; Viridiplantae; Streptophyta; Magnoliopsida; Fabales; Fabaceae
Exons: 1
Coding region: 1-885 (294 amino acids)
Source: RefSeq, a predicted model, not a curated record